AUGGAGGAAACAUCAACGUUCUCGUCCUCUGGAGCAGAGGCUAUCUCCCGCCAACUUGAUUCGGAUCAAGUGCACGUCGUUCUUUCCGAGGAACAUAUCCGGGACCAAUAUGACACUCAAAGAGUAGCUUCGGAAUUGAUAUCCGGAAAUUACAAACGGAUCGCUCUCCAAUUCCCCGACGAAUUGCUACCGAUUUCCGUCAGCAUAUAUCGACAGCUCAAGCGAUUAGUUGGCGAAGGUCAUGAUCUGUUUGUCCUUGCGGACACAUCAUAUGGGAGCUGCUGCGUAGACGAAGUCGCCGCUCAACAUGUCGACGCCGAUGUCGUGGUGCACUACGGCCACGCAUGCAUGAGCAAAACUUCCCGGUUGCCGGUCAUCUAUGUUUUUGGCAAGAAGCCAUUGGACGUGGUAGGCUGUGCCUCCCACUUAGCGAAGGUGGUCCGAUCGAAAGAAGAGGGAAGCAAUUUACGAUCUGUGUUGCUGAAGCAUGACGUAAGAUACGCGCAUCGAGCUGAGGACCUUCUGGCACAGAUCAAGGAGGCGCUACCAGAACAAGUGCAAUUGAUCUACACUCCGCUACCGUUUUCGUCAGCUCCGUCACCAUCCAACGCUACCAUAACGACAGACCAAGGCGAAUGCGAGCUUCCUGCACUUGUAGAUAGGGAUCCUUCGCAUUGCAUCGUUCUGUACGUCGGCGACGAAAGCCUGGGCCUGACCAAUUUACUCUUGACGCACUCCGAGUACGAGGUUUACUCCUAUAAUCCGGACUCAAGUACUUUCCGACUCGAGUCAGUCAAGACCAAUAAGCUCCUCAUGCGACGAUACGCGGUUCUCCAGCGUGCACGCGACGCGGACGUCUUCGGAAUCCUCGUCGGCACUCUCGGAGUUGCAUCCUACCUUCCCCUCAUAACCCACUUACGCAGCGUACUCAAGCGUGCCCAGAAAAAGAGCUAUACAAUAAGUGUGGGCAAGCUUAACCCCGCUAAAUUGGGCAACUUCGCGGAGAUUGAAUGCUUCGUGCUCGUCGCUUGCCCGGAGAACAGCCUGGUGGAUGCUAAGGAAUUUCAAAGGCCAAUUGUCACACCAUACGAACUCGAGAUAGCCUUGAAGGCGGAGCCGAGCUGGACAGGGAGAUAUGUCCUGGAUUUUGAAGCGUUGCUGACAGCGUACGCGCAGAAGGGCGAGGAUGGUACGUGUCACCUACGUGAGGACUCCGAAGAAGAAGAUCCUGAUCAACCAAUAUUCUCACUCGUCACUGGCAAAUAUCGACAAGCCAGACGAUACGGUGGUCAGCCAGGAUCAUCCCAUUCAAAUGUGGAAGAAGGCGCAGAAUCUACUGCGGUCGCUAUACGCAAUCAAGAGAAUGCAUUAGCAACCAUUCCAGACAGCGCGGCUGGUCAAUUCCUCCUGAAUAGAACGUUUAAGGGUCUCGAGACGCGCCUGGGAGAGGAUGCUCCCAGCGUGCUCGAACAAGGCAGGAGUGGAAUCGCAAGAGGGUAUCAAGAUGAUCAUAGAUAG
This is a messenger RNA of Punctularia strigosozonata HHB-11173 SS5, 1518 nucleotides long. Its product is annotated as diphthamide biosynthesis protein. Bases 1 to 1518 code for a protein of 505 amino acids. Gene Ontology annotation, molecular function: 2-(3-amino-3-carboxypropyl)histidine synthase activity. The transcript is spliced from 11 exons. The record is from RefSeq and is a predicted model, not a curated record. NCBI's taxonomy places the organism in Eukaryota, Fungi, Basidiomycota, Agaricomycetes, Corticiales, Punctulariaceae. Gene Ontology annotation, biological process: protein histidyl modification to diphthamide.